Molecule: messenger RNA, 2185 nt
Organism: Quercus lobata
Lineage: Eukaryota; Viridiplantae; Streptophyta; Magnoliopsida; Fagales; Fagaceae
Product: UPF0481 protein At3g47200-like
Exons: 1
Coding region: 147-1547 (466 amino acids)
Source: RefSeq, a predicted model, not a curated record
UUCCAUAGCAUCUGCCAUCUAUAAUGUCUCAAUAUAUAAUUUUUUACUCAAUUUAAUAAUUUUAAUGUCUCAAUCUCUUUUUUUUAAAAAUUCGUUAGUGUUUAUCUGGAAUGUAUUGAAAAACAGUUGAGGAAAACUAGAAUCAAAUGGAGAAAGAGAUGGAAGUCCUUAGCAACCAAAACCUGGAGGAAAAAGAAGCAAAUUUUCAUGCUAUCAGAAUCAUGGAGGGGGAAAGCAAUUGGUCAACUUUGAUGGAAAAGAAACGCAAGCAAAAGCCAAGGCUGCUAAGGAAAUCAGCAGGUAAUAUUUCUUGUUGCAUAUUUAGAGUCCCUCAAAGUCUUGUGGAAAUCAAUAAGAAAGCCUACCAACCACAUAUAGUUUCAAUUGGCCCUUACCACCAUGGAAAAGAUCACCUCAAGAUGAUCCAAGAGCACAAAUGGAGACUUCUUGACACUCUAAUUGCUCGAACCGAAAAUCAAGGUGUAUGCCUUGAUGACUAUUUCAAAGCCAUAGCAUCAAAAGAGGAAAGCAUUAGAGAGUGUUAUUCAGAGGCAAUUGAUCUCAACAGCAAUGAAUUUGUUGAGAUGAUGGUACUUGAUGGGUGUUUUAUUGUUGAAAUUUUAUGCAUAGUUGGAAAAAUAAUACAGAAUGAUCCCAAAGAUCCUAUCUUUAAUAUGUUAUGGGUGUUUCCUUUUCUCAUGAGAGAUCUUCUAAGGCUUGAGAAUCAAAUUCCAUUCUUUGUUCUUCAAACUUUGUUUGAUAUGUAUAUGACAUCUUUAGAUAAAGAAGGUCCUUCCUUGGCACAGCUUGCCUUGGAUUCAUUCGACUAUGUCAUAGAAAGACCAACUGAAGUGAUAAAGAGGUAUUACAAUGUUCAAGCACUUCAUUUGCUUGAUUUAUUUCGCUUAAGUUUCAUACCCCAAUCUAAAGGCUCAAAUGAAAAAAAUUAUUUGCGCGAUGGAAUGAAAGAUUCUGUUUCUACAACCAUUCCAUCAGCUCAGAGGCUUCAUGUAGCAGGUAUUAAAUUCAAGCCCAGGAAGAGUGACAGCAUCAGCUUGUUAGACAUUAAAUUUGAUAAUGGGGUGCUAGAAAUUCCACACUUAGCUAUAGAUGACUCUAUCAGUUCAUUUUUUCUCAAUUGUGUAGCUUUUGAACAAUGUUACAGUGAUUGCUCAAAACACAUAACGAGCUACACUACAUUCAUGUCUUGCCUCAUCAGGAAACCAAGUGAUGUUGGGUUUCUAAGUGAUCAAAAUGUUAUCGAGAACGAUUUUGGAACAGACAAGGAAGUUGUUCGUUUCUUUAGUAACAUUAGCAAAGACGUGCCCUUUGAUUUCCAACAAAGCUAUUUGUUCAAGUUGUUUGAGGAUGUGAAUGAGCAUUGUAGGAGCAAAUGGCAUGUAAGAUGGGCGGACUUCAAAUACACCUAUUUUAAUACUCCUUGGUCUUUCAUAUCAGCCUUAGCUGCCACAUUGCUGCUAGUCCUCACCAUGAUUCAGGCUUUCUUCGCUAUCUAUGCAUAUGUCCUUCCCCCUCCCCCUCAUUGAUGUUUUUCUCUUACAUCAUUUCAAGACUUUUUUCUCUCUCUAUUUAUCGCUUUGGGUUUUCACCUCUUGCACUUCUGCUCCUUUAUAUAUACUUGCCCAUAGCCCUUCACAUCAUCCCAACUCAAAUACACAUGUAAUUCUGCAAACCAAGAAGGAUGUCACUUAGCUUCAACCCAUCAACUACACCUGUCUAACCCAUCAUGCCAUCCCAUCUCAUCCUAACCCGUAUGAGGUUACUACAACCACAAAGAGGUCUUAUUGUUUUGAUUUUGAGAGACAUCAACUUGUGUUUUUGAUGUGGAGGUCAAAGGUCAUCAUGGGUUUUGUGAGGGUUGUGAUUGAAUAUGGGUCUUUGGUUGUUUGAGAUUUUUGAUGUCAGAGUUUUGUGCUAGAUUUACGAUAAUGUGUGACUGGUUUUUUGCCAAAGGGAUGAAGCCGCGAAGAACCUUUUAUGGACUUUUGGAGUUUUGAUUUGAUGGGUAUGUCAUUGUGGCAACAUGUAUAUUGUUCUAUCAACCUUCAUCACUUAUUCCAUGGUUUUUUUUAUACAUAUUCUUUGUCAGUCUUUUCUAUUUUUUACCUUUUCUUUUAUAGUAAUGUAUCAUAUUGCACAUGCAUAAAUGGGGAAAAAAAUCUUU